UGCCAUGCCAUGCCAUGCCAUUCCUACCUGGCACAGAAACACCAUUUAGAAACUACUUUCUCCCAUGAGCUGAAGCGCACGGAGCUCAUGGUACACACAGCCGUCAUCAAGACCCUCCCUGCCUUUAAAGGGUUUGCGCUCUAGUUACGCUAUUACGCUUUCCUAGGAGAGGUGUCGCUUAAAGCUGGCGGAGGAGAUCUUCGUGCCAGUUAACCCAGUUCCCCAAAGGACACAGGCUAUCACAUUCGCCCGGGCCCCAAGGUCGCACGGCAGCCCCGCACACCGCUCCCAACGGCCUGUCCGCUCCCCGGGACCCCUCCGCCGGGCCACGGCGAGACCACGCGUGCUGCGGACGGGACCCCGGGCCUCCCCCGGAGCGCGCAGCCGCUGCGGGCAGGACCCUCCCCGGAGGUGAAAGGCGGGCGGGCUCCGGGCAGCGCCCGGCCGUGGCUCCGCUCAGCGCCGCGGCCAUCCCCCGCGGUCCCCGGGCGGCGGGCAGGGCAGAGCAAGGCAGGGUCCCUGGCUGCGAAGGGUCACUGUGGGACUGGGACUUUUUUAAAAGGGCACUUCUGUUGCAAGCGGGGAUUUUGCUGCUGGUUUUAUUGCAACACUCUGCUGACCGGGCAACAGAAACUUCAUUAGGGUCACGGUUUUACACAUCUGUUUCAUUUACACUAUAGGGAAUGUAACUAAGUAUACUCUGCGGAGCAGGACGUACAGUAAGAUUAUUGACAAUGUGAAUAUUUAACAGAGCAUUUGAUAUUUAGAGAUCUUCAAGAAAAAUGAUGUUAAGAAUCUUGUUGGAAGAGAGCGGGAUUUGUAAUGCCGGAGCUCAGUCGGGCCUUGCCGGUGCCUGUGCUUCUGCCCGGUUUCACGGGCCAGAGCCGAGUGUCAGCGCCUGCAGCACCGGGGCUGUUCUUUAAAUUGAAGAGUAACUCAGAACCAGAUGACUUCUGGAAUCAAUGUAUGUUUUAAUGAACCAGUACAAAAGAUCCAUUUUUGAUGCAGUUCCAAGAGGCCUGUUUUACAAAACUGAUUCAAGUUCACAUUUGUGUUUUCAGAGGAAGAAAGAAGCAUGUCACAAAAACACCUGAAAGAAGCCUUUAUCAGCAACUUAAAUGGAACUAGUUUGGUGGAAAUUUCAUUUGGCCUGUCCCUAGCUCCACUCUGCCUGCUUUGCAGAGGACUCCUCUUGAUUCUGUAUUACUUGCACUGUGGGAAACCUUUAAGUUCAAGGACAUACAGCCUGCUGCUAGACUUCCUUGUGCUAGUAUCUCCUCUCCUGUUCUCCUGUACAGUCUUGUCUCCAAUCAUCUUUUUCAUGCCAGCUAUCAUUGCAGCCAUCUGUGCCGGAGUGUUUUCUAAAAUACACAGCCAAAGAAAACAUGAGAUCAGAGUGCCUUUUAGGCAAAUUAUAAGAGAGUUCCAGGAGACGUACUUGGAUCCAGAAUACAUUCCAGCAAUAACUGUGUUUCGCGUUUAUGUCAAUGUGUUGACAUCAAUCAGCAUUUUAGCAGUGGAUUUCCCACAAUAUCCGAGGCGAUAUGCCAAAGCCGAGACCUAUGGAACAGGAGUUAUGGAUUUUGGGGUUGGAGCUUUUAUUUUUGGUAAUGCUGUCGUUUGUCCUGAAGUUAGACAAAAGUCUCUUGUGACACAACCAAAAUUUUCCAAUCUGGCCAGGCAGUUCUUUUCCGUUUGGCCACUGAUUUUUCUUGGCAUUGGACGACUGCUUAGCGUUAAAUCUAUAGAGUAUCAUGAACAUACUUCAGAGUAUGGAGUGCACUGGAAUUUUUUCUUUACCUUGGCAUUUGUGAGGCUUGCGGCAUCUCUACUUUUAGCCAUAUUUCCAAAAAAUAGUUCUUGGAUCGUUGCUAUAAAUCUUGCCGUACUUUAUCAGCUUAUUCUUAACACUACUUCUCUGAAGAUGUUUAUCUUGCAUGGGAGCAAUGGCAGAGAUACUAGGGUUGGCUUUGUAAAUGCCAACAGGGAAGGACUGCUCUCUCUCUUUGGAUAUCUAGCCAUAUAUAUGGCGAGCGUCCAAGUGGGACUCUGUCUGUUGAAGGUCAGAAGCUCAGUCAAAGGCUGGGUUGAAGCAGUGUGUUUCUCACUGCUGACAGUUCUCGUGCUCUUCCUGUUUCUUCACGUGUCACAAGCGUAUGCGGACCCUGUGUCCCGCCGGAUGGCAAACCUAUCCUACUGCAUAUGGGUGAUUGCUCACUGUCUGACUUUCCUUAUCUGUUUUGUAGUGACUGAUCUCACGCUGGUGUUCACAAAGCUCCUUGUGAAGGGGUCCACUGUGCCCUGUUGCUGGAACGUUGUAAAGCCCCCUAACACCAGUAAAAAGCAUGAAAUGGAGGCUGUGCCCAUCAGAAGGGAAGGCAAGCUGCCGCACAUGUGCCUGAUUAGUGCUAUUAAUAAAAAUCAAUUACUGUUUUUCUUGCUAGCAAAUGUUAUGACUGGUGCCGUGAAUGUACUGAUAGAUACAAUCCACAGCAAGGCUGCAUUUACGUUAUGUAUACUACACUUGUAUAUGUUUUUAAACUGUUUAAUUAUGUAUAUAUUGCAUGCCAAAAAUAUAGUAUUAAAGUUUUGGUGAUUCCACUCU
Messenger RNA from Grus americana (Whooping crane), 2605 nucleotides. RefSeq names its product phosphatidylinositol glycan anchor biosynthesis class W (gene PIGW). Bases 1076 to 2596 code for a protein of 506 amino acids. Gene Ontology annotation, molecular function: glucosaminyl-phosphatidylinositol O-acyltransferase activity. Lineage: Eukaryota; Metazoa; Chordata; Aves; Gruiformes; Gruidae. The record is from RefSeq and is a predicted model, not a curated record. The transcript is spliced from 2 exons. Gene Ontology annotation, biological process: GPI anchor biosynthetic process; protein localization to plasma membrane. Gene Ontology annotation, cellular component: endoplasmic reticulum; membrane.